AUGUGUGACGUAGAGCGCAUGUUCCACCAGUUUCAUGUGAAAACAGAAGACCAAGAUUACCUACAGUUCCUUUGGUGGGAGAACGGAGAUCUAGAGUCUCAACCCUCAGUGUAUCGUAUGAAGGUCCACUUGUUCGGCGCAGCUUCAUCUCCUGGUUGCACCAACUAUGGUCUCAAACAUCUUGCUGCCGAAGGACGAGGAAGCUUCAGCGAGAAGUCUAUCCAGUUCAUAGAAAGGAACUUUUAUGUAGAUGAUGGGUUGACGAGCGUAUCGUCUGUUGCUGAAGCGGCCCAGCUGGUGAAAGAAGCAAGAGAGCUUUGCAGCAUCGGCAAACUUCGGUUGCACAAGUUUAUCUCUAACGGCAAGGAAGUUAUAGCCACAAUUCCCAAGGAAGAACGUGCCGAGGGUGCCAAAGACCUGGAUAUGGCUCUGGAUGAGUUCCAGUUUAGAGUAGUUGUCAAGGAACGCCCACUCACAAGAAGAGGAGUGUUGUCUACAGUAGCCUCUGUAUAUGAUCCGCUUGGGUUUGUGGCACCCUUUGUCCUGGCAGGGAAGCAGAUCUUGCAGAGGAUGUGUCGUGACAAAAUCGACUGGGAUGACCCCCUUCCAGAUGACCUACGUUCCCAGUGGGAAUUCUGGCUCCAAGGUCUACAAAACUUGUCUGAAGUAAGGAUCCAACGAAGCCACUUGCCAUCAAGUUUCAAGGAGGUGCAGAGUUAUGAGCUCCAUCACUUCUCUGACGCUAGUACCUCAGGUUAUGGAGAGUGCUCAUACCUCAGAACAAUCAGCACCGCAGGAGAAGUUCAUUGCUCCCUAGUUAUGGGGAAGUCGAGAGUCGCCCCCUCCAAGGUUACGACCAUACCACGACUGGAACUUUCAGCAGCGGUGGUAGCUGUUCGAACAAGUGACAUGCUCAAAAAGGAGCUAGAGAUACAAGGUCUACAGGAAUACUUCUGGACAGACUCAAAGGUAGUUCUUGGCUACAUCAACAAGGAAGCCAGAAGAUUCCACGUCUUUGUAGCUAACCGUAUUCAACGCAUUAAGCAAAGCACAGAUCCCGAACAAUGGAGAUAUGUGACCUGA
Messenger RNA from Oncorhynchus masou masou (cherry salmon), 1083 nucleotides. RefSeq lists its product as uncharacterized. The record is from RefSeq and is a predicted model, not a curated record. The transcript is spliced from 2 exons. The coding region runs from base 1 to 1083 and encodes 360 amino acids. Lineage: Eukaryota; Metazoa; Chordata; Actinopteri; Salmoniformes; Salmonidae.